UCUACAGCGCAUGCGCAAUUCAAAAUGCUCGUCUCCAAGCAACCAAAAGUAACGUUCCUUCCAGUGAGUGUUGUAACUCUUUGUUGUAUAAGAGAAAAACAUGGAUGAGUUAAGUCAAACAGAGUCAAAACCACUUUCUGCACUGUCUGUGUUCAGCUUUAUACCGCCACGACGCAAUGAACCGAAGGAGAGAAGAUAUUUCAACUCGAGUCCUAAGGCACCAGAGAGGCAUGUGUACGACUGCGUGUUUGGGCGAGCUGAGGGAUAUGAUAUGAAGUUACACCGUGAUGACCGUCAGCACGCCAGGAGCCGCGGCCUGGACAUCCACACAGAGGAAUUCUCCAGACCUGUAGCCGUGCUCUCCUCAUCCGAAUACGGCCGACGGCUGCCGCCGCUGUCGUACAAGCCGGGCCGCCAGUUUGCACGUGCUGCUCACAUACGCUCAGAGUUUUACAGGAAAAAUGGCAUUAGCUACUCCGUGGAGGAGGGCUACGGCUCUGUCUUUCCAGUUUGAGCAAAAAACCCCAAACAGCAGAUCUUAACAGCAGGGCUGACUGUUUUUAUUGUGAUGCUCAUUGCAACUGAUAUAAAUACAAAUAUUGCUCUUAAUUUAUCGUGCUCAUGAUUGUCAAGCUUUUUUAUUUGCCAAAGCUUACAUAUAUAAAUGGACGCAAAGAUGUUUAUAUAGAAAUCUUUAAUGGAUAAGAAAAUGGCAGCAACAAAAUAUGAACACAAAUAUUUGACAGACACCCAGCUGUUCUGCUCUAAAGUGGGAGACACACACACACACAGUGCCUGCUCACACACUAAGUCCAUACAAUCCGUGGUGAGAAAUGAAGAUCUGUUUACUGUGGUUGUUAUUGGUUGAGAUGAAGUUUGCUGUACAAAUGUCCCUUUUUUGUAGUGUGUGUGAGAGAAACAUAAAGAAAGAGCGAGAUGAGGCGGUCAAGGCAUUACAGUCCCCUGCGAUAAUGAUCUGCUCAUCUCAGUGUGUACAAAGAAAGUCUUCAGGUCACCUUUCCCCUUCACAUUGAUGAUCCCUCGACACGAGCACAUGUAGCCCAGUGUCUGGAGGAUCCGACUCGUUUCCUCUGUUACCUGCAAUUUAACAAUAACACUGAGAUCAAUAGAAAUAAAAAAAUUAAUUACACAAAUUGUUUAAAUGUAACUGCAAAUGAUGCUUAUAUACUUCACUGGACAUUGAUGAGACUUUUAUACAUGAAAUGAUUUAUAUUUGGAGAUUUGAUUGACUCACAGUAUUAGUCUUUAUAGCCAAAAAUGUUGAUUCAGAACAAUUUUAAUGAACGAAUUUUAAUGAA
Molecule: messenger RNA, 1319 nt
Organism: Pangasianodon hypophthalmus (striped catfish)
Lineage: Eukaryota; Metazoa; Chordata; Actinopteri; Siluriformes; Pangasiidae
Gene: cfap90
Product: cilia and flagella associated protein 90
Exons: 3
Coding region: 101-514 (137 amino acids)
Source: RefSeq, a predicted model, not a curated record